Molecule: messenger RNA, 1740 nt
Organism: Bemisia tabaci
Lineage: Eukaryota; Metazoa; Arthropoda; Insecta; Hemiptera; Aleyrodidae
Source: RefSeq, a predicted model, not a curated record
AAGCUCAGUGCAAUUUCAAAGAUUAGCGGUUGCGUUCCUUGUUAACCUCUUCUGCCCUCUCCUCGCUUGUCUCCUCGCAACAAAGAAACGCAGACUCCUCGAUUCCUCGUGGCUUGGCCGUGGCGCCUUUCUUUUGUCUUGACUAAGUGUAAGUGAGUGGAAAGUGUGGUGAUUCUCAACGUGAAUGUGCAAUUUUAAAGCUUACUGCCCUAAUGUCUAGAGCUGCUAAAAUAAUCGCGGCUGCCCUCCUAGAAGAUAGCGUGGAGCACGAUACCGAAUCGGAUGAGGCUUUUUCGGAUGUAGAUCCCACUUACGAAUACGAAAGUGACACAAGUAGCUGCCCGUCUGGAGUUUCGGAGAGGACAAUGGCUUUAUUAAUGGAUUCUCCACCGUCUGGUGCCAAUGCUCCCCUAAAAGAACAUCUUGUGCGGGAGCUGGGCAGUCGCAAAGCAUUAUUUGGUGAAUCUAGUGAAUCUGGUGAAUUCUCAAAUGGUGCUGGGCCAUCAUCUGCAACCACAAAGAAGUCCACUUUACAGCAGAUGUUGACCCAUUCAUCUGUGCUUAAAGAUAUUACUGCCACUGAACAAUUUAAUAGUGAUGGUUCCAAUACCUUAUCUAACUCCGCAUCGAAUAUGUCUAUUUUACAACAGACGUUUAGCCGCUCAUCUGUGACUGAAAAAAGUGAGGCCCAAAAACAGUCUAAGAACGCGGAUUCAGAUACCUCAAUCGAAUCCUCUGUUGAUCAAGUGUUCAAAAGUCCCUCUGCCCGACAAACUUCGACUCCUGUUGAGAGCUCUCCCGCUAUGGCUUCGACUCCUGUUGCAAGCUCUUCUGAAAUGACUUCGACUCCUGUUGUGAUCACUUCAUCCAUUGCCUCGACUACCCAAACAGUCUCCUCAGUACUUAUAACUACCUCUACUCCUCCGACAACUAUAGUUGCUUCUCCUAACUCUAGUAUUUCUCCGAUAGUAUUUACAGUACCAAGUGCACCUAGCAGUUGUAGUAGCAUGAGUAGUUUAGCUAGUAAUGUAGCCACCACAGUCUCAGUUUCCACAGCUGAUGUUUUGCCUCUCAUGUCAACCAUUUUGUCGACAUCAUCUAUUCCAUCAGGUAGAGUCAUUUUGAAUGAUGAUGAUAAUGAUGAAAAUGGAAUUGACUUAUUUAAUCUGGUUGCAAGUUGGGUCCGUAAACACUUAGUUAGAUCAACUGAUGGACUUGGAAGGAGUGUACUGCUAUACUAUGAUACGCAUAAGACUUUAGAUGAUGACAAAAAAAGAUGCCAAUUGGCAACAAUCCUUGUAAAUGCUGAGCUGUUCGAAGAUCCAUCACACAAGAUCUCGUCUCUCCGCUUUCUCAGUAUUGCUUCAGCAAUAUGUAAAUGCUUCCCAACGGAGAAUGAGAGCACAUACUAUAUACCAUAUGCACCAAAAGAUGGUUUAGGAAAGAAACAUAAUGCGAAGGGAAAGCUUUAUGAUGCAUAUAAGCGUAUAAGACGUACUUUUAUGGCCGAAGGACUCAUUCCUGGGACGAAGAAAAGGAAAAGGAUUGAAACAAAUGAAGCUACUUUUAUUGGAAAUAGAGGUGUAAAUGAGGAUUUACUGUAUCUACAAAACAGUGGUGAGCAUUCUUCGGAGCUGAAAGAAAAAAUAAAGCGCACUUUGGAAGCCAGGAGACUCAUUUUCCAGCAAGAAGGUAGCCGCCAGCCCUCACAAGUAGGGAGAAAACAGGAAUUUGAGCCCA